AAUCUCAGUUUACAUCAUCUCAGAAUGAACCCGGCAAGCCCAGUGUUAGGCCUUUUGAAAGUGACCUGUGUAAGGCCUGAAAGUUGACUGUGACAGAAAAGUACCAAGUGAGUCAAGUCUCUGAAGGAGUUCAGAGGAACGGGUUGCAACAGAGGCCAUCUACACAUUUCCUGAAAGUGGAUGUGGGAAGAAGGAACUGAGCAGCCAGCUCAAAACCUCAAAACCAGUCUUGCCUACUCAUUGAGGUUGGAAGGACUGCAAUAUCCUGGUCCAAUUCUUCUGCUAAGAGUCCCGAAGAAGACCCUUGGACCAGCCUCUGAGCCACCAUGAUCCCUAGGCUCCUUUCCCUUCUCUGCCUCCGGCUGUGUGUUGGGCAAUCAGACAUUCCGGUCAAUGGGCCACCUCCCAAGCCCAGCCUCAGCGCCUGGCCCAGCUCAGUGCUUCCCACCAAAAGCAGUGUGACAAUGCGAUGCAGGAGCCCUGCUCCAAGUGAAUACUUCAUCUUCAAAAAGGAAGGUAUCGUUUUGGAUUCUGGGAAGCCACGUGAUUUGACAGAGAAGAUGACUGAGUUUCAUAUCGCUGAGUUACAGCAGAAUCAUGGAGGACAUUACACCUGUGAAUCCUUCAGCAAAUGGCCCAAUGGCACCGGGACCCAGCCCAGUGAUGCCCUUCUCCUAUUGGUCACAGGGUACUUGUCUAAACCUUCCCUCCAAGCCUACCACAGGGGCACAGUGCCUGCAGGGAGCCAGGUGAUACUGCAGUGCCAGAAAGCGGGCAGUGUGCUCGGACCCAUGAGGUUUGCAUUGCUGAAGGAGGGAUGCUCGGCUCCUGUGCAGAUAAGGAGCUCCACAGGAAGGGUGCUUGACUUCUCCCUUCUGAAUGUGACAGCCAGAGACUCGGGGAGAUACAGCUGUGUGUACUACCAGGCAAAGGCUCCCUAUCGGGCCUCAAUCCCCAGCAAUCCCCUGGAGGUCUCUGUGACAGAGCCCCCAGAUACCAUGAGAGAAGGCUACACCGUGGGUAACCUCAUCCGGUUUGGAGUGGCUGCUGUCACUGUGCUGAUAAUGGGAGGCUUCCUGCUUGAAGCCUGGCAUAGCCAGAGGCUCUCUCCAAAUAGACCCUGGCCCCACAAUGCCCUGGGGGCAUAAGGAAUCCUCGGUGAGAUUGGACCAAAUUAUCCCUGUGAAUUUCUGUGCAACCACGAUGCCAGCUUUUUGAGAAUCAUCCAGGGACAGGAUGAUGGCUGCCUCAUUCCGACGCUUCACAUAGAAUGGAGGCCAGGCCUGGGCACAGAUGUAAUGAAGCUUUCUCUGUCCCAACCUGCCAGCUUCCAAAUAACCACGCGGAGACUUAUUAUUAAUUAUGAAAGCUCGACCUUAGCUUAGGCUUGUACCUAAC
Molecule: messenger RNA, 1398 nt
Organism: Peromyscus leucopus (white-footed mouse)
Lineage: Eukaryota; Metazoa; Chordata; Mammalia; Rodentia; Cricetidae
Product: T-cell-interacting, activating receptor on myeloid cells protein 1-like
Cellular component (GO): plasma membrane
Source: RefSeq, a predicted model, not a curated record